This is a messenger RNA of Capsicum annuum, 3939 nucleotides long. RefSeq names its product glutamate receptor 2.8. The coding region runs from base 558 to 3440 and encodes 960 amino acids. Gene Ontology annotation, molecular function: signaling receptor activity; ligand-gated monoatomic ion channel activity. Gene Ontology annotation, cellular component: plasma membrane. The transcript has 5 exons. The record is from RefSeq and is a predicted model, not a curated record. NCBI's taxonomy places the organism in Eukaryota, Viridiplantae, Streptophyta, Magnoliopsida, Solanales, Solanaceae.
CCCGUGUUUAUAGCUAUUAUCAUUCAUCUAAACCCAGUAAGCGGUGCACAAAUUUGUCUGUAAAGAUUCACUAAAAUUGAAAUAAAUAGUAAAUAUAACCCAGAAAUUUAAAGACAAAAUGAGUUCAAUCAUAAAAAUCUUAAAUAUUGAAUCUAUAGAACUUAAAUUCUAGAUCCACAUAGUGGCCUUAAUUAGAAGAUAAGCGGAGGGACAAUAGCUUGCAUUAAGGCAGUGCAAGACAAUUUUACAUAUUACAAGGGUCCUAUGAGAUCAACAAGAGAUUCUGUGUCCACUACCUUUCUUUACACCAAAAAUAAAAUAAAUGAACACAGUUCCAUCUGAACUUCCCAAAAGGGCUUGUGCUUAUCUUCAAAUAAUUAAAUGAUUUAGUAAAGUAAAAAGGCAUUUUAAUCAAUCAUGGAACUACUUUCUUCUUUGAAAACUCCAACUUUAUCCGUUCUUUCUACAUUAAGAAUUAUGGUUUGGACUCAGAGUUGGUUACUUGCACAAGCACAACUGCUUGCCCAACUCUCAAAUUACUUGCCCAGAUUUCGCAAAUGAGAAGUCCAAGAUGCCACUUCCUAAUACUUUUGAUUCAAUUUGUAUUCAUUAUAAGCAACCACUACAUAAUACCAAUAAGAUGUGAGGAAAAUAAAAAGAGUGGUGUAGAGAUGGAUGUGGGCAUAAUUCUUGAUCUGGAAACAGAUGUGGCAAAGGUAACGCACAUAUGUAUCGUACUAGCACUUGAAGAUUACCAUGCCACUGCUAGUCGCAGCGCCCUUAGGAUAGUCCCUCACUUGAGGGAUUCCAAGAAAGAUGAUGUUGAAGCAGCAUCCGCUGCCAUAUACUUGCUAAAGGAUGUCCAAGUACAUGCUAUCUAUGGGCCACAGAUGUCUACACAAACUGAUUUUGUGGCUGACUUGGGGAGAAGAGCAAAAGUCCCAAUCAUUUCUCCAGCAACAAGUCCUUUACUUUCAGUCAAGGAAAACCCGUUCUUCAUUAGAGGAGCACUUCCUUCUUCCAGUCAGACUAAGGCCAUUGCAGCAGUUGUUAAAAACUAUGAUUGGAGCGAGGUUGUAGUAAUUUAUGAGGAUAGCUCCUAUGGAACGGGGAUAGUUCCAUAUCUGACUGAUGCCUUGCAAGAAAUCAAUACUUUAAUCUCCUAUAGAAGUGUCAUUUCUCCUUCAGCCAAUGAUGAUCAAAUCCUCAAGGAGUUAUACAAUUUGAAUACAAAGCAGACCAGGGUGUUUGUAGUGCACUUGCAACCAUAUCUUGCCUCACGGCUUUUCCUCAAGGCCAAGGAAGCCGGGAUGAUGAGCAGUGGAUAUGCAUGGAUCAUCACAGAUGUGCUAACGAGUCUUCUAGCCUUGGUAGAUCAUUCAGUGAUUGAGUCAUCAAUGCAAGGUGUUCUGGGUAUAAAGCCUUAUGUUCCGAGAUCAAAUGAGCUUAACAAUUUCACGCAAAGAUGGAGUAGGAGAUUUCAUCAAGAGUAUCCAGAUAUGGACCCAGUUGAACUCAAUGUUCUCGGACUAUGGGCGUAUGAUGGCAUCACAGCAUUAGCCAAAGCAGUAGAGAAGGUGGGUGUCAGUGCCAUCCCAAAAUUCAAGAAAUCAGACACUAGAGAGAACUUAACGCAGUUAGAUGCGCUUGGAACCUCGGAAUUGGGAUCUUUACUCCUUCACUCUAUGCAAAACAUAAAACUAACAACAGGCCUAAGUGGUGAUUUCCACAUCGUUGGCGGAGAAUUGCAGCCAUCCCCAUAUGAGAUUGUGAAUAUAAUUGGGAAAGGAGAGAGAAGUGUUGGAUUCUGGACAGAGAAAGAUGGAAUUUCGUAUAAACUAAAGAUGAAUGGUAAAACAGCUAAGAGCAUUAAUGAGCAACUAGGGGCCAUCAUUUGGCCCGGUGAAUCUACGAUAGCUCCGAGAGGCUGGGAAAUACCCACAAGUGGAAAAAGUUUAAGGAUUGGAGUUCCUGUCAAUGUAUUGUUGGACGAAUUCAGUAAAGUGGAAAGAGAUUCAAAAACACAAACACUAGUUGCAACUGGUUUAUGUGUAGAUAUCUUUAUAGAAGUCAUCAAUUUUAUGCCGUACGCGGUCCCCUAUAGACUUAUUCCAUUUCAAAUACCAGAUAGGCCCACUUCUCAAGAUUACGAUGAUCUUGAUUACAAAGUCUCUUCUAAGGAAUAUGAUGCAGUUGUAGGUGAUGUGACCAAUUUAGCGAGCCGAUCCAAGUAUGUGGAUUUCACAUUACCUUUUACGGAGUCAGGUAUUUCUGCAGUUGUACCAGUAAAGGAUGAUGACAGGAAGAAUGCUUGGAUUUUCUUGAAACCUCUAAAGGGCGAGCUUUGGAUAACAACUGGAGCAUUUUUCAUCUUCAUUGGUUUUGUGGUUUGGGUACUCGAACAUCGUGCAAACGAAGAGUUUCGAGGACCCAAACACAAGCAAGUUGGGAUGAUAUUCUGGUUUUCCUUCUCAACUCUUGUUUUUGCUCAUAAAGAGAAGGUAACAAGUAACUUGACAAGAUUUGUGCUAAUUGUGUGGGUUUUCGUGGUCCUGGUGCUGACAUCAAGUUAUACAGCCAGCUUAACAUCUAUGUUGACAGUGCAACAGCUUCAACCUACUAUAAAAGACCUCAAUGAUCUCAUUAAGAAUGGAGAAUAUGUUGGGUAUCAAAAAGGUUCGUUUGUCAAAGCCUUCUUGAACCGCAUGAAAUUUGAUAGCUCUAAGUUAAGAAGUUAUAGCACAUUGGAAGAGUAUAAUGAUGCCCUCUCAAGAGGAAGUAAAAACGGAGGUGUUGGCGCAAUUAUUGAUGAACUACCUUAUCUCAGACUCUUCCUCAAGAAGUACUGCAAGAAGUACAUUAUGGUUGGUCCAACAUUCAAGACUGCUGGCUUUGGACUUGUAUUUCCAAAAGGCUCGCCUUUGGUACCUGACUUCUCAAGAGCAGUCUUGAAGGUGAAAGAGGGAGGAGAGUUUACGAAAAACGGAAUACAGAAAUACUCUGGGAAUGAAACAGAUUGUCCUCAGAAUGAUGGAACAUCUGAUAGCCUCAGAGUAGAUAGUUUUAAGGGUCUUUUCCUCAUAGCUGGUGUAUCAGCAGUUUCUGCUCUUCUCGUAUUCUUUCUCAUCUUCCUUUAUCAGAACAGAGGAAUCUUAGCGACUGAUGAUUCAAUAGGGCAAAAGCUUUCAGCAAUAGCAAAAGCCUUUAAUGAAGAGAAAGAUAACUCCAAUUCUAAAUCAGAAAAGCCAUCUGAACGCAAUGAAGAAAGCCAAAUGACUACAGUAGUGUUCACAGCAAGUGAAGGUUCCACUGAAGCAUUGCCCGAUCUUCCUUCGCAAAGCCCAGAAAUCAGAAUUUCCAACGGUCUAGGAGCAUCCCCUUCAGAUGAAGGGUUCUCUACAACGGAACCUACAACUUCAGUUCAUGAAAGCAUUAUAUAGAGACAUUUUAACUUUGUAACUCUUGGCCGGCAGUUCAGAACUAGAUUUGAUGAAUCUAACUUUGGAUGGUUGUUACCCAUUGUAUUGUACUCCCUAUGUCCCAAUUUACGUGGCAACUUUGUGAUCUAAAACAUUUAUGGACCAUUUGAUGGCUAUAAAUCAUUUUAUAGCAAUCAAACUUGGGGGUCUAUCAAACAACCUCCCUAUCUCACCUCUGGGGUAGUGGGAUAGACUGUCUACACUUACCCUCCCCAGACCCCACUUGUGUUGGAAUAUACUAGGGAUAGACUGUCUACACUUAUCCUCCCGAGACCCCACUUGUGUUGGAAUAUACUGGGUAUGUUGUUGUUGUUGAUGACUAUAGAUCAUCUUACUAAAAGGAUUAAAAUGGUGCUGUUUAUUUUUUGGGGACUGAUUAAAAAGGAAAAGGUGUCGUAUAAAUUGAGGGAAAGUACUGUAUUGUGUUGUUAAUUUAAAUGCAAUGUUUUGUUGAAUUUUA